GUCGCUGCGUUUCCAUUGACGACCAACUUUCUCUCCUCUUUUCAACCUUUAUCAAACAUCACAGACUCUCUCACCAGGAUGACGGUGACUCCACAGAGGACGAUGACUUACGCCAAGAUGACGCAGCUUGUGUCCUCUUUGUCAGCUGUGCUCAAAGGGAAGAAAGUAGCCUUCAGUGAUUUCCUACACAAACUUGUCUCCAGUCAACAACUCCGCCAACAUUUGGACACCCAGAAGAUCCUGCGGCCACCGAGAAGGCCGAGAAAGGAGAAGGUCAAGAAAAGCCCAGCGAGCUCAGUGGACACAGAAACCUCUCAGACGAAUCCGUCAGACUUUGACUACCUCAAAGUCAUCGGCGUGGGAAGCUUUGGAAAGGUGCUGCUUGCAAGACACAGGGAACAAGGAGGCUACUAUGCUGUGAAAGUGCUGCAGAAAAAGAUUAUUGUCAAGAGGAGAGAGCAGAGGCAUGUGAUGGUUGAGAGGAGCGUCCUGCUGAAGGGACUGCAACAUCCGUUCCUAGUGGGACUCCACUUCUCUUUCCAGACGCCGAAGAUGCUCUACUUCGUCCUGGACUAUGUCAACGGGGGGGAGCUUUUUUACCACCUCCAGAGAGAGAUCUACUUUUCCGAAGCCAGAUCUGCUUUCUACGCGGCAGAGAUGGCCACGGCGCUCGGCUACCUCCACUCCCUCGACAUCGUUUACAGAGACCUUAAACCAGAGAACAUCCUGCUGGACAGCGGGGGUCAUGUGAUGCUGACUGACUUUGGGCUGUGUAAAGAAGGCGUGGCCGCAGGGGGGGUUAUGCACACGUUCUGUGGGACUCCAGAGUACCUGGCUCCGGAGGUGCUGCAGGGCGGCCCCUACAGUCCAGCAGUUGACUGGUGGGGACUCGGCACUGUGCUUUUUGAGAUGCUCUAUGGACUGCCUCCAUUCUACAGCCGCAGCAGAACAAAGAUGUUCGAGAACAAACUCUACGCUCCUCUGCAGCUGGGGAGGGGGGUGUCUCAGGCCGCCCGCUCCCUGUUACAGGGCUUGCUGGAAAGGGACGUCACCAAACGCACAGGGACGAGCUGUGACCUGGAGGAGUUGCAGGAACAUCCUUUCUUUGCCUCCAUCGACUGGGACGACCUCCUGGCCAGGAAAGUGGAACCUCCCUUCAUCCCUAACGUGUGUGGACCCUGUGAUAUCAGCCACAUCGACCCCGAGUUCACGCUGCAACCCGUCCCGGCCUCCGUGAAUGAGCGCUGCCAGGCGAGCGGUGCCAGUGAGGCCUUCUCAGGGUUCUCCUUCAUGAACCCAGUGGAGUACAUGACACCACAGCCUGUGUCAUAACCACAACCAAUCCUCAGGGAGCACUUUUUUUUUACAUCAUAAAUUAUGAAAUCAAGGCUAUUUUUGAAUAGAUUCUUACACUAUUACAGCAACAGAAUGUUUCACUGCUUCCACUUAACAAAAUGAUAUGUUUGCAUAUUUUAUUACAGUCAUUUUAACUGCAUUGUCAUCAUCAUAAGAAAUAGGCUGGUCACUAUUUCACAAGUCCUCAGUACUUCAUUGUUUAAGGGGCAUGAAACAAUAAACACAAAGCAGUUUCAUUGUUCAA
Molecule: messenger RNA, 1600 nt
Organism: Limanda limanda (common dab)
Lineage: Eukaryota; Metazoa; Chordata; Actinopteri; Pleuronectiformes; Pleuronectidae
Gene: sgk2b
Product: serum/glucocorticoid regulated kinase 2b
Exons: 12
Coding region: 79-1332 (417 amino acids)
Biological process (GO): protein phosphorylation
Molecular function (GO): ATP binding; protein serine/threonine kinase activity
Source: RefSeq, a predicted model, not a curated record